AUGCGUGACCGCGUCUUCCAGGCGUCUUCUACGCGUUUUCUAGGCGUCUUUCAGGCGUUUUCUAGGCGUCUUUCGGGCGUCUGGGCGUUUUCUAGGCGUCUUCCAGGCGUCUUCCACGACGCGUCCCGCCCACUCCUACACUUCUUCAGCCAGCAGCCUUGCUGGGCAUCUAAUACCGGGAAACAAAGAACGGCCACCGAGAAAAGACGCCGCGCCGGCUUUCUUGGGCGAUACGACUCAGUUGGCAUUGAUUGUUACCGCAAUGGAGACGGAGCACUCGUCGCGCCACCACCACCUCGACCUUUGUUGCAACUAUCGCCCGCUUCACCGCCCUCUAUAAUCGCCUCAGGCAAGAUCGAACUCGAGUCGCGCGGCCAUCAAUGCAGAGCUGCCUCCAUUGCCCAAGCCCACAAACAGCAGCCCUCUUGCACGCGUCCAACGCUAUCACCUCAAGUCGAGCCAAUGAUUCGACAGCCGACGCCGGGUGAGGGGGGAACGCUGCCGAAGUCCGUGGACUCUCAAUUGCAGCAAUGCAGCGGAGGUUGCUUUGUCAUGGCAAACCACAAUGUGCUUGAAGUGCGAGAGCGAUUAGAAGGACAUGUGUUCCCCCUCUUUUCGCGGGCGCCUCGCUCUCAAUCGUCUGUCGCCGCCCCUCCGCGCCCCGCUUCCGAUUUCGAGACGCACGUUGUCUGCAUUAUUGCGAUGGGUCUGUUGGCAAAUUGA
Messenger RNA from Parastagonospora nodorum SN15, 723 nucleotides. RefSeq lists its product as hypothetical. The record is from RefSeq and is a predicted model, not a curated record. NCBI's taxonomy places the organism in Eukaryota, Fungi, Ascomycota, Dothideomycetes, Pleosporales, Phaeosphaeriaceae. The coding region runs from base 1 to 723 and encodes 240 amino acids. The transcript has 3 exons.